GAGCAGGCUUUGGUCGGUGCUGUAGUUACUCAGUCAGUGUCCUCUCCUAUCCAACUUGACCUGACCUGCUCUAAUCCACGGACUCAGUUUUUUCUUUUGGCUUUGGUCGACAAGGGCUCGACCGAUUACUUCAUCCCUCUGCUGUCCGAACCUGGGAAUUAAGAAUACUGCGUUGAGAGGUGUGUAGGGGGAAAGAAAACACCCCAAACAUUGAGGGAGGACUCUGUGGAUGAGAAGCUGUUCACUGGAAGAGAGAGAGAGGCAAAUCACAUCUCACUCCAGCUACCCUGCACCGGGCAGGCAGUCUUUACGCACAGCCAAGGAUCCGACCGGGGACAGGGAGCCCGUCUGUCUGGUCUGUCUGUCUGUUUUUCUGUCUGUCUGUCUGUUUUUCUGUCUGUCUGUCUGUCACCACCAUGUCAGGGGCAACAGCCUCCAUAGCAGAUGUGUCCAGGACUGUUUUUACCAACAAAGAUGACCGGAGGAAGUCAGGUCACACCCAGGCUCAGUGCACACCCAGGCCCCUGCCGGCCCUGGGCACCCAGAGGAUCAUCCAGGGCAAUGGCACCACCGUGGGCACAGUCAUUUCCCUGCAGUGCCCAGACAAACACAAGCUGGUAGGAAGGGAGCUGAUGUGCGUCAUGGACACCAACAGCACCCACUGGGUGGGGAACACCUACUGUAAACCUGUGUCUCCCUUUGAGGACUACGGUUUCCGCGUGGCCGUGCUGGCGUCCAUCGUAAGCUCGGCCAUAAUCUUCUUCAUGUCCGUGGCCUUCAUCACCUGCUGUUUGCUCGACUGCAUCAAAGACGACGAAAGGAAGCAGAAUGAGAGGGAGUCAGAAAUGUGGCAGUGGGAGGAGCAGGCCCAACAACAGGGGGACAACAGGUCUCGCUACAGCCAUAAAGGCAGGAACAACAACAACAACAACACCCAGGAGAAAGUGCAGUCCCUGUGGAACACCGGGAACCCGGCCGUGAGUGACAACGUGCAAGCCUGCAGAUGUCAUCAGCAGUACGAGUACGGUCCCGCCUGCACAUACGGCCCGAAUCCUUCGCUGUCUACUCUCCCCGGCUUUGACUACAACCAGCCUCUCUUACCCAGAAACCCAGGAUCUGCACAGAUCUCUGGUCAGCCUGACUACAACGGACCUCCUCGGUCCUGUCAAACUACAAACCCAGGCCUGCUCCAGGUCUCGGCGGCCCAGCCCGGGUCGGUGUGGCAGUAUGGAGGACAGCAGAGCGGCUUUUUAGGCGUAAACCCAUCAACCACAGAUGAGUCCAGCACGAGGAUCGUGAAGCCUGCCAAAGAAUUUUCCAUUCGGAUAAUAUCUGUGUGAGGACCCAUAACACAGGAGGGGAAAGAACACCAGUCAAGAACUUGUUUACUGACCAAAUAUGUCGGUCUGUAGGAUGAGGACUACGGGAAGAAAAAACGGAGCAUUCCUGAUAUUGUUGAAAUGAUAAUGUCUGCAGUUCUGCACAGUAUGAAGGCUCUAUAGGCAUACUGAUGUGAUGGACGUAUGUGCCUUUUGUUAACUGUAAUGGCACACUGCCCUCUGUCUGCAAAGGGAAGCCAUUGCACUUUCAGUACACCGGCCUUGUUAGAUGACACUCCUUGUAAUUAGAAGGUCCAGGGACCUCCAUGCCCUCAGUUGAGCUUUUCAGAAACCUAUCAAAUUGUUGUGUUAAUAAGCUGUUUAAUGGGAGGUACGUUGUAAGCACUUGAGGAAGUCGUCUGGACAGUCUACAUUGUUGGUUGAGAAGAGAAGCUGGAAAGCACCAGCCAGUAUGUAAAUAUAAUUUUUUUAAGAAUGUAAAUUAAUAAAUAAAGACUUAA
Molecule: messenger RNA, 1840 nt
Organism: Anoplopoma fimbria (sablefish)
Lineage: Eukaryota; Metazoa; Chordata; Actinopteri; Perciformes; Anoplopomatidae
Gene: susd3
Exons: 5
Coding region: 417-1340 (307 amino acids)
Cellular component (GO): plasma membrane
Source: RefSeq, a predicted model, not a curated record